AUGCAGGAAAAGAGCAGUGUUUUUGUAUUUUACUUGUGGCUUUUGCUGUGCCCAUCGGCCUGGCCCAAACUCAGCUAUAAUUCGUGCAAUGAAUCCGAUGUGGCAAUUGCUCUCUCGCAGAUCAUUAAUGGGUUAAAGCCACGUCAGUUGGCCAUUUUGGCAUUGCCCAGUUCGAAGUUGCUCAGUGCGGAUUGUGACAGUGAUGAUACGAUUCAGGUGGAUGACUUUAUACAGCGAUUGCAUCGACUCUACUACAAGUCCGUCAUCUUCUAUGACAUGGAGUUGUUCUUUGAGUACAUUGAAGCCAAUCUGUUGGGCGCCAUCGAGUGCGUCAAUUUGAUAUUCGACGAACCGGAUGAGCUGUCAACACGCAUCCAGGAGCGUCGUCUGGCCCAUCGUCUCAGUCUCUUCAUGUUCUAUUGGGGCGCCAGGCAUCCGCCGAAUGCAACUCGUGUGCGUUUCGAGGAGCCGAUGCGGGCGGUGGUCAUCACAAGACCUCGACGCAAAGCCUUCCGUAUCUACUAUAACCAGGCAUCGCCCAGGGGCACUAGUCAACUGCGUCUAGUCAAUUGGUACGACGGCGACAACCUGGGUCUGCAGAAGACUCCACUCCUGCCCAGCGCCGCAACUGUCUAUACCAAUUUUGAAGGUCGCGUCUUUCGAGUGCCCGUUUUCCAUUCACCGCCCUGGUUCUGGGUCAGCUACAACAACGACAGCAACAAUGCCAGCGAGGAGACUAUGGGGGAGCUUGAGAAUAUGGAGUACAAUGAGGUGAAUGUGACAGGUGGCAGGGACCAUCGUUUGCUCAUGCUCCUGGCACAGCACAUGAACUUUCAGUUCGUUUACAUUGAGGCACCUGGCAGAACACAAGGAUCACUGCGAGGACCGGUUGAGAAUGCGGAGUCCAAUGAUAGCUUCACUGGCGGCAUAGGGCUGCUCCAGAGUGGUCUGGCGGAUUUCUUCCUUGGCGAUGUGGGUCUCAGCUGGGAGCGUCGCAAGGCGAUUGAGUUCUCGUUUUUCACACUCGCCGAUUCGGGGGCAUUUGCAACACACGCGCCACGUCGCCUCAACGAGGCGUUGGCCAUAAUGCGACCCUUCAAACUGGACAUCUGGCCAUAUCUCAUCCUGACCAUUGUGUUCUCGGGUCCCAUUUUCUAUAUCAUUAUUGCCCUGCCCUACAAGUGGCGUCAGCGUCAGGUGGCCCUGGAUGAGGAGCAGCUGGGAGAACUGGGCAUCUACAUGGCCUACAUUAAGGAGAUCACACCCUGUGUGUUGACGAUCAGACGCGCCAGACGCCUCCAUCCAACGGAUGAGAUGUCACCGCAGCUUUUCGAGCGUUGCAUUUGGUUCACACUCCGGUUGUUCCUCAAGCAAUCACCUUGUCAUGAACUGUGCCAAGACUAUCGCGCCAAGUUCCUGACCAUUGUGUAUUGGGUAGCUGCCACUUAUGUCCUGGCCGAUGUCUACUCAGCUCAACUGACCUCCCAGUUUGCACGUCCGGCUCACGAGCCGCCCAUCAACACAUUGCAGCGCCUCCAGGUGGCCAUGCAGCAGGAUGGCUAUCGCUUGUAUGUGGAGAAGGAGAGCAGCUCCCUGGAAAUGCUCGAGAAUGGCACGGAACUAUUCCGACAGCUCUACGCUCUGAUGCGGCAACAACAACCAGACGAUCACAAGGCGUUCCUCAUCGACUCCGUGGAGGCGGGCGUCAAGCUGAUCGCCGAUGGCAGGGAGAACAAGGCGGUGCUCGGUGGACGGGAGACACUUUACUUUAACAUCCAACAAUAUGGAGCCAAGAAUUUUCAACUGAGCCAGAAACUAUAUACACGAUACUCUGCGGUGGCUGUGCAGAUUGGAUGCCCCUUCCUGGACAGUCUCAAUGAUGUUUUGAUGCACAUGUUUGAGGGCGGCAUUUUGGACAAGAUGACAACGGCCGAAUACGAGACACAAUCGCGCAUAUUGACCAAGGAUCAGGCGCAGCAAUCAAAGGAAUUGGCCGCAGCGGAGAAUGCUAAUGCGAACACCAAGAGCAAUGAGGCCAAAUCGCCACCACAACACGCCCUGGACAAUGAGAUGAUCAGCGCUCUCAACCUUCGCAUGCUUCAAGGCGCCUUUAUUGGUCUCGCUGUCGGUUCCCUAGCGGCAGCCCUAACACUCAUGCUGGAACUCUUCUAUGGCCGCUGGUCUCACUCAAUCGCUGCGACGCUGGCGUCUGCGCUGGCUGCGUCGCUGGCGCCGGCUUCAGCGUCUGCUGCGGCAACAAACCGUGCGAAUCUUUGCACCGAAUUUGGUUCGAAGUUGCUCAGUGCGGAUUGUGACAGUGAUGAUACGAUUCAGGUGGAUGACUUUAUACAGCGAUUGCAUCGACUCUACUACAAGUCCGUCUUCUAUGACAUGGAGUUGUUCUUUGAGUACAUUGAAGCCAAUCUGUUGGGCGCCAUCGAGUGCGUCAAUUUGAUAUUCGACGAACCGGAUGAGCUGUCAACACGCAUCCAGGAGCGUCGUCUGGCCCAUCGUCUCAGUCUCUUCAUGUUCUAUUGGGGCCAGGCAUCCGCCGAAUGCACUCGUGUGCGUUUCGAGGAGCCGAUGCGGGCGGUGGUCAUCACAAGACCUCGACGCAAAGCCUUCCGUAUCUACUAUAACCAGGCAUCGCCCAGGGGCACUAGUCAGCUGCGUCUAGUCAAUUGGUACGACGGCGACAACCUGGGUCUGCAGAAUCCACUCCUGCCCAGCGCCGCAACUGUCUAUACCAAUUUUGAAGGUCGCGUCUUUCGAGUGCCCGUUUUCCAUUCACCGCCCUGGUUCUGGGUCAGCUACAACGACACAGCAACAAUGCAGCGAGGAGACUAUGGGGAGCUUGAGAAUAUGGAGUACAAUGAGGUGAAUGUGACAGGUGGCAGGGACCAUCGUUUGCUCAUGCUCCUGGCACAGCACAUGAACUUUCAGUUCGUUUACAUUGAGGCACCUGGCAGAACACAAGGAUCACUGCGAGGACCGGUUGAGAAUGCGGAGUCCAAUGAUAGCUUCACUGGCGGCAUAGGGCUGCUCCAGAGUGGUCUGGCGGAUUUCUUCCUUGGCGAUGUGGGUCUCAGCUGGCGUCGCAAGGCGAUUGAGUUCUCGUUUUCACACUCGCCGAUUCGGGGCAUUUGCAACGCGCCACGUCGCCUCAACGAGGCGUUGGCCAUAAUGCGACCCUUCAAACUGGACAUCUGGCCAUAUCUCAUCCUGACCAUUGUGUUCUCGGGUCCCAUUUUCUAUAUCAUUGUGCCCUGCCCUACAAGUGGCGUCAGCGUCAGGUGGCCCUAUGAGGAGCAGCUGGGAGAACUGGGCAUCUACAUGGCCUACAUUAAGGAGAUCACACCUGUGUGUUUGACGAUCAGACGCGCCAGACGCCUCCAUCCAACGGAUGAGAUGUCACCGCAGCUUUUCGAGCGUUGCAUUUGGUACCGGUUGUUCCUCAAGCAAUCACCUUGUCAUGAACUGUGCCAAGACUAUCGCGCAGUUCCUGACCAUUGUGUGGGUAGCUGCCACUAUGUCCUGGCCGAUGUCUACUCAGCUCAACUGACCUCCCAGUUUGCACGUCCGGCUCACGAGCCGCCCAUCAACACAUUGCAGCGCCUCCAGGUGGCCAUGCAGCAGGAUGGCUAUCGCUUGUAUGUGAGAAGAGGCAGCUCUCUGGAAAUGCUCGAGAAUGGCACGGAACUAUUCCGACAGCUCUACGCUCUGAUGCCACAACAACCAGACGAUCACAAGGCGUUCCUCAUCGACUCCGUGGAGGCGGGCGUCAAACUGAUCGCCGAUGAGGAGAACAAGGCGGUGCUCGGUGGACGGGAGACACUUUACUUCAACAUCCAACAAUAUGGCAAGAAUUUUCAACUGGAGCCGAAACUCUAUACACGAUACUCUGCGGUGGCUGUGCAGAUUGGAUGCCCCUUCCUGGACAGUCUCAAUGAUGUGGAUUUGAUGCACAUGUUUGAGGGCGGCAUUUUGGACAAGAUGACAACGGCCGAAUACGAGACACAAUCGCGCAUAUUGACCAAGGAUCAGGCGCAGCAAUCAAAGGAAUUGGCCGCAGCGGAGAAUGCUAAUGCGAACACCAAGAGCAAUGAGGCCAAAUCGCCACCACAACACGCCCUGGACAAUGAGAUGAUCAGCGCUCUCAACCUUCGCAUGCUUCAAGGCGCCUUUAUUGGUCUCGCUGUCGGUUCCCUAGCGGCAGCCCUAACACUCAUGCUGGAACUCUUCUAUGGCCGCUUGAGUCUCACUCAAUCGCUGCGACGCUGGCGUCUGCGCUGGCUGCGUCGCUGGCGCCGGCUUCAGCGUCUGCUGCGGCAACAAACCGUGCGAAUCUUUGCACCGAAUUUGGGUUGAUUAGUUUAUCGCAUCGCAGUUUUUUAUGCAAAU
Drosophila innubila is the source of this 4401-nucleotide messenger RNA. RefSeq lists its product as uncharacterized. Gene Ontology annotation, molecular function: ligand-gated monoatomic ion channel activity. The record is from RefSeq and is a predicted model, not a curated record. Gene Ontology annotation, cellular component: membrane. NCBI's taxonomy places the organism in Eukaryota, Metazoa, Arthropoda, Insecta, Diptera, Drosophilidae.